Molecule: messenger RNA, 1161 nt
Organism: Phytophthora nicotianae INRA-310
Lineage: Eukaryota; Oomycota; Peronosporomycetes; Peronosporales; Peronosporaceae
Exons: 2
Coding region: 1-1161 (386 amino acids)
Source: RefSeq, a predicted model, not a curated record
AUGCUGAGCGCUCUGGCGAGGAGAUCAUUGAAAGAAGAGUUAAACCCGGAGGACAUACAGCUCGCCCAGGAUUCGCCGCAGUACGCAUCACCAGCAGCGAACACAGCCAGCCAUGGACCCGUCAGAUCCCCGCCCACCAUGCAGUCUCCACAUCUAUCCCAAACAACUUCAGGCCGAGAGCGCACUCCACCCACGCGGAGGUCACCUUGGUUGGCCGGGGCGGCUGGAGUCAGCAACGACACACCACCAAGAGCCACGGCGUCGCGGGUUGUCCCGAGCUCACUGGACGAAGGGGAGCUAACAAGUUUGGUGCAGCGGCGUACACACGAUGACAACAGCUCUUCUAUCGAAGGGCACACGAAUGCUGACGCCAAUUUGUACCGCUUAAUUGUGAAGCCAAUUGUAAAGCAGGCUGUCAGUCAGCGUGACCAAACAGGGCAGAGCUGUAAAGCCGACACUGGCGAGUGGUCUAUUGCCGAGCUGGACAUUAAAGAGUGGGCCGCAAUGAUGCAGCUGAAGUUACCAAGUCGCCAUCUCGUAGACAACGAUAAAACGGAGCACCAGUGGAAUUUGUGGUUGAGCUCAAUAGGCGCUGGCAAAGUUGCACUGUUAUAUGUGUACGAGAAUGGCAGUACAAUUAAAACAUUUCCAAUGCUGGCAUCGUUUAAAAGGGCGUGCAUUGAUCCAGUAGCUACUGAUCGAGCUGGAGCAGCUAGUGACGUGACGUUACAGGAGUUUGCCGAUCGGCUACAGCAGCGAUGGGGCUCGACAUUUCAAGGGGCAGCCAUACUAUGGAGAAUGUGGGCUAAUGAAAUGGUCCGGAGCUUAAGCCGAUCGACGUGGGAGGUAGCAAUCGAGCAGCCCCCACCAGGCGUUGUCGCACGACUGUUCCGACUAGCGGAGGCCAGCCUCGAGCAGCAAAUUUCUGGUAUCUCACGCUCAGCUAAUCUAGCAUUAUAUUGUGUCAAUGCAGCGAUUGCUGCAAACAAUCAGCUGUUGCAGGAUUGGGAAAGCUUUGGUGCUCGCAUAACAGAAAACGGCAAGUGUUUGGUAGCACGCAAAGAUGUCAUUCAGAGCUUUAUUGAUGACGUGCUUCUACCCCGAGAUGUUGCGGAUCCCAUGGAACGAAUGGAAAAUAUUCCUGACGUUGACCAUGUGUGA